Rhea pennata is the source of this 3823-nucleotide messenger RNA. RefSeq names its product eva-1 homolog B (gene EVA1B). The record is from RefSeq and is a predicted model, not a curated record. Bases 200 to 658 code for a protein of 152 amino acids. The transcript has 3 exons. NCBI's taxonomy places the organism in Eukaryota, Metazoa, Chordata, Aves, Rheiformes, Rheidae.
GCCGGCGGGACGGCGCAGCCAUUGGCUCCGGCGCGGCAGCGCGGCCCGCAGCCGCCGCCGAACUAUUUCCUGUUGCCGCCGCCUUAACGCUGAACAGACCCCGCUGCUGCGCGGCCCCCGGCUCCCGCCGCCCGCGUCCCCGGCCCGCAGAUGCGGAGCACCCGGUGCCCGUGGCGGCCCUGAGUGCCGCCGGAGCAGGAUGGAGCCCCGGCAGCGGGCGAUGGAGCUGCUGAGCAACAGCAUGGCCGUGUACGCCCACAUCCGAGCCAACCCCGAGAGCUUCGGGCUCUACUUCGUGCUGGGCGUCUGCUGCGGGCUGGGGCUCACGCUGUGCCUGCUGGUGCUGCGCCGCUCGUGCCGGCCCCGCGCCCGUCGCCCGCCGCCCCGGCCCCGCGACGGCGACGACGACGACGACGAUGACGAUGACGAUGAGGACGAGGAGGAAGAGGACACCGUCGACCGGGCAGCCUCCGAGUCGCUGCUGCCAGCGACGGAGCUGCCACCGGAGAGUCCCGGCCCCGGGGAUGUCGACGUCUUCGCCUCGGCCGAGGAGCUGGCGCGGGCGCAGCGGCUGGAGGAGCGCGAGCGCAUCCUCCGCGAGAUCUGGCGCAACGGGCAGCCCGACCUGCUGGGCGCCGGCCGCCCGCACCGCUACUGAGCCAGCUCGCCCCGAGCCCUGCCGUGGGAGCCGCCAGGCCCCGCGGACACGUUCCCAGGCCGCUUCCCUCCGCGGUGAGCUCCUGCCUUCCCACUAAAUUUAGCCCUUUCCGGCGCCUGACCCAGCGUGUCGGCAGAGGGGGGAGCGGCUGUUUCCCGGCGCUGCUGGGCCGGGGGUGCCCGACCUGCACCCGCAGCCCCCCCGUUUCCCCCCCGGCAGCCUUGCAAAAAAUAGCCGCUUCCCAGGCCAGUCCCGUCCCGCCUCCACAGCCCUAACAGGAUCCAGAUGUUUUCCAGAUGUUCUCCCAGCCCCGCGCCGUUGGCGGGAUGCCAGAACAAGGGGGCUGGUGCCAGCACGCCGAGCCGGGGGCGGCGGAUGCGCAGCCCCGCCGUGGGGCCGCCUGCCCGCGCCGCCGUGCACGUCCCACUCCCACGGGAACCCCGACCCACCCCACGCGCCAGGCAGGGCUCUGCACCCAGAAUAGUUUAUUUUACAUGGUAUUUAUAAUGAAAAGGGGUUGCUAGCCAUCCUCGGGGCAAUGCAGCCGCCCGGCCCCGCGGCAGCACCGUGCCCUGCUGCGCCACGCGGAGCAGGGCAGCCGCGGCGGGAGGGCACCGACAGGCCGAGCAGCACGGACGGGGUGGCAGUGGCAGCUACCGUGAUGCUGGGGAUGAGCCCGGAGCAGGCACGGGUGGUUCUGCAGGCAGCCGGGGGCUGUGGUGAGGCUGCCGGCUGGAGCGCGCUGGGCACAGAGAGCAGCAGCCACGCCGAAGGAAGUCGUGAAACCGCUGGGCGGGAACAAGGGAAGGGGAAGGGACUGAGCAGUGGCCCGGCCAAGCAGCCAGGCUGCCCUGGACUCAGCGCGGCCGGGGAAACCGAGGCAGGCAGCAGCUACACUUUAGGCUGCAGGGAGGCAGGAGCAACUUCCCCAGCUCCUCCGGAGCAGCAGGCUCCUGCCGCUCCAGCCCCCCCGGGCCCCAGGGCAGCUCUGGGGCCCAGGGCAGCGAAGGCCCGUGGCAGGGAGGGGAGGGGUGCGUGCACGGGAUGGCAGCAGGCGCCAGGGGAGGUGGGACACGAACUGCCCGCAGUGCAGGGGAGGCUGCAGUUCUGGUUUCUAUUGCUGUGUGCGGUCAGGCCCGUCGCUGCACGCCUGCAGCCUUCACUACAUAGGGGAAGCAAAAGCUAAACCAUGAAGGGUCCAAAAACCUACACAACACAAGCUGCACAAGGGACCAUAAGUCCCUUCGGAGAAUUCAAGGGCCAGAAAGAGGGUGUUAGUGGUACAUCUUCAUCAAGCAGGCCUGGUCACCCUUGGUCCAGGCCAACACUAUGAACAUGCUUUUAAACUAAAGCCCUUUAACAUGGCAAUACAGAACCAAGGUAAAACAAAGAAAGUGGCUGCUGCUUUUUGUGCAACUGGCCCAGAGACGUCUCAUGUCAGGUGCUAAUUCUAAGUUAGUAAUGGAGUCUUGUUUAUUGUAGACUGAAAGAAUUUGUUCCUUGGGUUUAUUAAUUUUAGCUGAGGGAACAGUGUCUCAACAGCUCAAAUUCAAAUGCAAAGGGAAAUAUGAACUGUUAAUCUAUGCUACCGUCUCCACUGCUAUUUGCUAAUACUGUUAACUAACACGAAGUUAAGCAUGCUUUUCUGCAGUGUAGACAGACCCCCAAAAUUAAGCACAAGCUCUGCUGCUGGACACACCUAACAUCACACUUGUAAAUCUCAAGCAACAAGGAGCUAAGAGAACUAUAACCUUCCUGUGAAGUAGCAGCAGCAGUGGAAAAAACUGACACCAGCAAAUGCAGUGACCAGCCCACUCAGGUACAGUGGGCAAGCAGUCAGGUUUAGCAGUGGCAUAAAAGGGGGCUGCCUGGAGCCUUGGUCUUCAAGGAGGACUUCAGUUUUAUGGGAUGCAUGUAGCUGUUCUUCCUCUUAAGUCACAAGUGUGAUAUGCAACCUCUACUUCAAGGAGGAAUGGGGAACCUGGCCCAGGGCUGUAUGCAUCAUUUCCUCCCUUCCCCCACGCAAUUACUUUUAACAAAGGGGUUUAAAAGGUCUCUUAAAUGCUUAGAGAAAAAAAGAUUCCUCAUCCUUAAGAGAUACUGGGAUUUACCUUAACUGUUGCCAGCCAAGCAAGCCUCAAGGCUCCAUUUCACUGAACCCAGAGACAGCUAAAUGCUUUUUUUUUUUUUUUUUUAAACAGGGUUUAGUUUUAAUUAGUUACUAACUUAGAAAGCAGUUAGGUUAAUGAUAAAAAAACAAAAAAAAAACUCUACAUAGUGCCUGGUUCUUCUGCAGUAACAUACUACUAAUGCAAGCUAAAGGAUAAAAAUUGCAUCCUUUGUUACCACACCUAAACACCUCCUGAAAGAAUAAUUGCAGGUAACCUGUUUCUAUACUUCCUUAUUUGUGUUACGAUGUUAUUUGUGUUGCAAAGCCAGUUUUUCUCCUUGCUUCAAAGUGCAAUAUUCCAUACCUGGAGAGCCGUAUAAAAUGGCAGCAUCGACUGUUUCACCAGAAGAGUAACUGCUUGCAAUUGCUGCACUUAAACAGCAGAGACAACCCCACAGACACCAUUUUGAGCUUCCUCUUUCAUUACUGUCACCUAGUCCAGUUGUCUUUCAGGAUCACCAUGUAUUAAAGCUUCCUUCAGAGCAGCUCUUCUGCAGUUCCACACUGGUGCUGACUACAGAUGUCUGUUCCUUUUGGCUUCACCAAUCAAUUCAGAAGGCAAAUGUCUGGUGACAGAAGAAGCCUCAGACUCAGAACACAAAACAAAGCAGAGUUACACCUACUACUUAUUUUAUUGUAUUUUUAUUUGCAUAAAACAAACUUUAGGGGGUUGCUAAACAGGAACUGUUCAAAUCGAAACGAAUCAAACUCUAGUUGGUGUGUUGGGGGAACAGCACAGCAAUCCUGGGAAAGGGAAGGCAAAGAUGGAGGGACAGGGAGAGCAGUGUCUUUACAACACGUGCACACUCAGCAUCAGUGUGUGAACAUGCCUCUCCUCCUAAGAAGGCUCACUGAUUUAGCCAAAGAACUAUUUGCAAACUUCCUCAGUAUAUUUUUAAGAUAAAAAGAAAUACACCAUAACUGCCAUCCUUAACCAGCACAGGAGGGAUCUGCCUUUUGUUUUAUAAAAAGAUUAAUAAAAAAUAUUGAAAAAU